AAAGCGUGACUCACGCAGUGAAACGUCACUCAACGUAAAGGGAUUUUGAAGCUGAAAGCGGCUCAGUUUGUCCAGCGACCGUUGAUCUGUCCACGUCUCAAAUCCUCAUGAUGGAGAUGAACUUCGAAGAAUUCAUGUACGCUUCUUCUCUCUGGACUUUCUUCCUCCUCUUGGCUUCCGUCUCCUGCUCACCUGUUGAAGGUGUGCAUCAUUUAAUUGGUUCAUCUCAGCCAAUCAUCACUGCUCCAGGGGAUGAUGUCAUCCUGCCAUGCCAGCUGGAUCCUCCAUUAGACCUGCAGAGGUUCACAGUGGAGUGGUCCAAACCGGAUCUCAAGCCAGACCCCUCAGAUCCGUUAGGCUGGGUCGACUUUGUGCACCUGUACAGGUACGGACGAGAAAACCUGGAGAUGAAGCUCCCGUCGUACGUCAGCAGGACGAAGCUUUUCACAGACGAGCUGAAACGUGGAAACAUAUCCCUCAAGAUCCUGAACGUGACGUCUGCAGAUGAAGGAAGAUACAGAUGUUUCCUCCCAAAGUUAAAGAGGGGUUCAGUUAUUCGACUUGUUGUCGAUCCCAACCUUAAAAACCAGACGACAGAGACGACGCCCAGAAACCUCCCAACUCCAGAUCCAGGAGACGGGACGGACGGUAGAGGUGAUCAGACCAGAACCAUCGUUUGGAUCGUGCCUGUGGUUCUCCUCGUCCCGCUGAUCCUGGCUGCUGGAGUCAUUGGAUACUUGAUUAGACGACGGCGUCAAGAACUAGAUGGUGUGAAGUACGAUGCCGCCUCAAACAACCCGCUGUGACACUAGGUGCCUUGCUCAGGGGAACGUUGGUGGUAGUUGUUGAUGGAGAUGAGAGCGUGACACAUUUCCCUCUCCUGGAUCUUUCAAAUCAUUUUGGUGAUUCAAACCUGCCACACCUGCGGCCACAGCUGGAUCCAGAGACCAGAAGGUGUGAGAUCUGUAAGGUGGAGACAGACGACCAACAGGAAGUCCUGUCUAGACAAUGAUCUGAAGCUCUGCUCAGGAUGUGGGUGUUUCAAACGCUGGACGAAUCUAAUCACCAUGGAAACAGACGACUUUAAAAUGCACCUGAUAAAACUGUUGGGUUUUUCCUCCUAUUUGGUUGUUUUUUUCGAAAGUACAGCUUAGAUAAGAAAUGUGCCAGAGCAGCAGCAGGAUCACUUUGUGUCAGACUUUUAUUUCUUAAGGAAAGAAGCCAAACUUUAUGGCAGCGUUACCGUCACUGUUCCAGUUCACUCAUGUUUCACUUUUCAAACUGUGACUUUGGUCUUUCAAUGAGCAACUAAACCUGACCUCAAAGCCGACCUACGAUGGACCAAAAAGAUGUGAAGGGUUCGGUUUAAUGCACCCAAACCCAUCAAAGGAGGACAAUUGCGAGUGUCCUUUCCUGUGUGGGCUGGACUUUCGUCCUCUCUAGUCCUGAUUCAGAACCAGCAUGGAUAUCUCAAAUUCAGUCAAUGAUCACAACUUUGAAAUACAGAUUUCCUCGAUGGAAGAUGGAAAAUCUUCUUGGCGACCUACAAGCUCGGAGGGAAAAGACGUAGAGUGGCUGUAAAGUCACAAAGAAACAUGAUUGACUUGAACCAAGAAAAGUCUCUUCCAUUAAAGUCCAUACAGAACAGACUCUCUCCUCGCUCCCCUUCCUUGUGUUGAUGUUUCGACCAUGAUUCCACCAACGCCUGACUUCAAGAUUUGUGAUCAGAUUUGUGACUGAAACGACCAAGUUCUGAGAGACUGACACAAAGAUUCAUUACAUUUUAUUAAGACACUGAUCAGGAACCAGCUGCACCAGCUGUUUGUCCUUCCUCUGAUAUUCACAAGAUCUGUGGACGUUUUCUUGGUUUCAGAAUCACUACACCCCAAGUUCAAAACAGUCACACCUAAUAAGAAAACACCCUAAAAAAUAACGUUUUAUGGAGUCGACCUGAAACCUGAUGAAACCUCUUUUAAUUGUGUUUUCAUUACAUUUCAAAAAAAAUAACCUUCCUCAAAUUCUGAAUAAAUAAUCGGUUCAUUUGAAACUAAAUGAAUGAAACAAAGCUUGUACCUCUUGAUCGGACAGCAUUAUAGACUAAGACGCGAAGACUUUACAUUGAAACUUGGAUUCACUGAACUUUACUCAGAUGGACAAGGACACAGGAUUGUUUUGUUUUUGUAAGUUGUAAUUAAUUUCCCCCACGUCUUUAGACUGAUAUAAAAACUAAUAAUCUUCAGUGUUAAAAGCAGUGCGGUUCAAAGGAAGUUUACUGGUUUUAUUAGAGCUCACAUCCUGAUGUGUAAAAUCUUGGUUUGUAUCAUCUGGCACAUGUGAGUCAGAGCUGACUUUUCUUUAUAAGAAAAAUAAUUAUAUAUUUAAGUUUAAACGCUCUGUACUCCCUGAAGAUCGACUGAACGUUCUUCUUAGCAGGGCACCUACAUAUAUACUUUUGAACAAUGUUUAUUUGAAUUGUUUGUUGUUUUGUUUUUGACUAUAACACUACCUCUACUAUGUUCAUGAAUGUAUUAAAAAAAUAAAGUAUUUAGAAAAG
This is a messenger RNA of Seriola aureovittata, 2554 nucleotides long. Its product is annotated as myelin-oligodendrocyte glycoprotein-like. Lineage: Eukaryota; Metazoa; Chordata; Actinopteri; Carangiformes; Carangidae. The coding region runs from base 108 to 806 and encodes 232 amino acids. The record is from RefSeq and is a predicted model, not a curated record. The transcript is spliced from 6 exons.